CUAAUGGAUUCAGGACGGGAUAGACCUGAGCUGACCAUGAGCUGCGAGGGCCCGUCCAUGUCUGACUUUGACAGAGGUUUCUGUACAGACCAGAGUCUGUCCCUAUCAGCGGUUUCAGUCGACGGGUUCCUGAGGCCGAGUAAAGGUGUUGUGCUGGAGUAUUCAGAGCCCAACCCGUGUCUGAACUACUCCACCAGUCUCUUAUCACCUUUAGUUGCCCUCAACAAGAACGUUCUCUCUCCAGGCAACACCUUGAGCUCAGCGCUGAGCAGCCCGGUGGAAGGAAAGUCCUCCACGCCCUAUGAGAGAGUCAGACUUCAGAAGCCUGUCCUGGCCAGUUCGCUGGACCUGUCCUGCGUCGACCUGACCACCACCCACCCCUCAUGGGAAGUGUCCCUUGUGAAGGCCAUAGUCGAGAGCCCCAAGUCAUGUUUGGAGUCCACAUGGAGUCCCAUCAACCCGCCGGCGCCUCCUGAGAUCUCGCUGCUGAUGUCCGGAGCUUCAGAGGAGCUCCAGCGCUCGUGGAGGGAGAUUGUCUGGCAAGGAUCGGCUCAAGCUCUGGCAGUCCCAGAUCUCCGAGAGGAACAGAGCUCAUUCAACUUGGCCAUGUGAUGGACACCCUGUUUUAGAUGAUGUGAUGAACGGCACCUGUGAUUAUGUAAAUGUAUUUGUACUGCAAGUGUAUUUAUAGACUGGUUUUCAUCAAAAUAAAGUGUUGAAUCUGCUGAA
Molecule: messenger RNA, 729 nt
Organism: Ctenopharyngodon idella (grass carp)
Lineage: Eukaryota; Metazoa; Chordata; Actinopteri; Cypriniformes; Xenocyprididae
Exons: 3
Source: RefSeq, a predicted model, not a curated record